This is a messenger RNA of Centropristis striata (black sea bass), 1272 nucleotides long. RefSeq names its product mitochondrial amidoxime reducing component 1 (gene marc1). The transcript is spliced from 7 exons. Gene Ontology annotation, cellular component: mitochondrial inner membrane. Gene Ontology annotation, biological process: nitrate metabolic process. Gene Ontology annotation, molecular function: pyridoxal phosphate binding; molybdenum ion binding; molybdopterin cofactor binding. NCBI's taxonomy places the organism in Eukaryota, Metazoa, Chordata, Actinopteri, Perciformes, Serranidae. Bases 45 to 1043 code for a protein of 332 amino acids. The record is from RefSeq and is a predicted model, not a curated record.
UCAUUUAAAUCAAAGUUCAACCCGAGAAGCAGCGAGACUCCAACAUGGAGCUGCAGGAGCUGAAGGAUGCGGCGGUAAACUUGCUGCUCCACAAUAAGAAAGCCGCUCUUCUGAUCGGCGGAGCUGGCGUCGCUGCUCUGGGACUUGGUCUCGGAUAUAAAUACCUGCGAAAGCCAGAAAAAGUUGUUCGUGUAGGCGUCGUGUCGCAGCUCCUCAUUCAUCCUCUGAAGUCUGGCAGAGCCGUGUCUGUGGCUCUGGCCGAGUGCCAAAACCUCGGUCUCAAGUUUGGAGAGUUGCAGGAUCGACACUGGCUCGUGGUCACAGAGGACGGUCGGAUGGUGACGGGCAGGCAGGAGCCUCGUCUGGUGUUGGUGUCUCUGACCUGUGAGGGAGGUCAUGUUUGUCUGAAUGGCCCAAACAUGGAGGAGCUGCGAUUCCCCUUCAAACAGCCCGACAACCCGGUCACCAACUGCAGAGUGUUUUCAUCUGACAUUCAGGGACGGGAUUGCGGUGACGAGGCGUCUCGCUGGCUCACUCGCUACCUGGGGGAAGAGAAAACCUUUCGCAUGGUGCACUUUGAACACCAGAUGAGGGCGAGGAAGUCAGCAGCGAUAGAGCCUCUUUUCCCUCAAAAUGAGGAGGUGGCCUACCAAGAUGUCGGACCUGUGAUGCUGCUGUCCGAAUCGUCUGUCAAUGAUCUCAGCAGCAAGUUGGAUAAGGCGGUCACAGUGGAGCGUUUCCGCCCAAGCAUUGUCAUAAGUGACUGUGAACCAUUUGCUGAGGAUUCGUGGGAAGAGCUCCAGAUUGGCAGCGUGAGACUGCAGCGUGUAAUGUCAUGUGGACGAUGUCUUUUCACCACCGUUGAUCCUGAAACAGGUAUAAUUAGCAGAAAAGAACCUCUGGACACACUGAAAAGCUAUCGUCUGUGCCAACCCUCUGAGAAGCACAUCUACAAGUCAGACCCGCUGUUUGGACAGCUGCACAUAGUGAAGAAGACGGGGAUCCUGCAAGUCGGCGAUGUGGUUUAUAAGAUCAGCCGCUAAAGAGAGUCAGAGAGGGAAAAACAUUCUGACAUACAAUCAACACACUACCCUAAUCACUGUGCUAGUCCACACUAAAGAAAGCCCUUACAGAGAUGAAAUGUACAUCAAUAAUAAAGGAAAAGAACAUUAAAGUUGCUUAAAGCACAAAUGUGUAACAAAAAUAUAUUUUUUGUGAAGCUGUGAUUCAUAGAGAGACAACGGGCAGUUGAAAUAAAAACUUUUUUUUUUA